GGAGAAAAUCUCGCGUGGCUGGCUGUUUUCUCUGUCCACCUCCACCGACACACACCACUUACCAGCUGCACCUCUCUCUUCCUUCUCCCCCACCUCCUCCUCCUUUCUCUCUCUCUCGCUCUUUCCCUUUGAGUGAGCGCGAGAUCUAUCGAAACCUGAGUGAGGCGGUCCCGAAGACAGCAGAGAGGCGAUAUCCUCCUCGAGCGCAACAUGGCUACAAUUGUAACCUCCACCAGGUUUACAGACGAAUAUCAACUGUACGAAGAUCUCGGAAAGGGUGCCUUCUCUGUUGUUCGGCGAUGUGUAAAGAAAUCAACCGCCCAGGAAUAUGCUGCUAAGAUCAUCAACACGAAAAAAUUGUCAGCGAGAGAUCAUCAAAAACUGGACAGAGAGGCUCGGAUCUGCCGUCUCCUCAAACACCCCAACAUAGUGCGUCUCCAUGAAAGUAUCUCAGAAGAAGGCUUUCAUUACCUGGUCUUUGACCUUGUGACUGGCGGAGAGCUGUUUGAAGACAUUGUCGCAAGAGAAUAUUACAGUGAAGCAGAUGCAAGUCAUUGCAUCAAUCAGAUCCUUGAAAGCGUCAGCCACAUCCACCAGCAUGACAUUGUGCACAGGGACCUCAAGCCAGAGAACCUGCUGUUGGCCAGUAAGAUGAAGGGGGCGGCAGUGAAGUUGGCUGACUUUGGUCUUGCCAUCGAGGUGCAGGGAGACCAGCAAGCCUGGUUCGGUUUUGCAGGCACCCCUGGAUACCUCUCUCCUGAAGUCCUGAGAAAGGAUCCUUAUGGCAAGCCAGUGGAUAUCUGGGCCUGUGGUGUGAUCCUGUAUAUCCUCCUGGUGGGUUACCCUCCUUUCUGGGAUGAAGACCAGCACAAGCUCUAUCAACAGAUUAAGGCUGGAGCUUACGACUUUCCCUCUCCGGAGUGGGACACGGUUACCCCAGAAGCCAAAAACCUCAUCAACCAGAUGUUGACCAUCAACCCAGCGAAGAGGAUCACGGCUGACCAGGCACUGAAGCAUCCUUGGGUCUGCCAACGUUCCACUGUUGCCUCAAUGAUGCAUCGUCAAGAGACUGUUGAGUGUCUGCGCAAGUUCAACGCCCGCAGAAAACUGAAGGGGGCCAUACUUACCACCAUGCUGGUGUCCAGGAACUUCUCAGUGGGUCGGCAGCACACCAGCCCGGCCACCCCCACCACCAGCUCAGCUGCACUGGCACAGGAAGCAUGCAAAAGUUUACUGAACAAAAAGUCUGAUGGCGUGAAGCCACAGACAAACAACAACAAAAACAGUGUAGUAAGCAGCAGCACCAAAGACAGCAGCAUAUCAUCCACUGCACCAAUGGAACCACAGACCACUGUCGUGCACAAUCCACCCGAUGGCAUCAAGGGGUCUACAGAGAGCCAAAACACCACAGAAGAGGAGGACAUGAAAGGUAGGAAAGUAUCGGUGGGUGGGGCUAGCAAUGACAGUGCAGUGGUCAGCCAAUGCAGUGCCUCUGAUGAGCCAACUCCUCAAUCUGAGGCUCCUCCCCACUGCCCAACUCCCACCGACUCACCACAUGAUGUUAAGCGUGUUGCUUGGAGAAGUUUAGGUCAGAGCUCCUGCCUUAAUUUAGAGCUUGCUGUACCUGCUCAAGCCUCCACAACAGCAGGGGGCAGCAGCAUGCAAAGGCCACAGUCACGAAAGCAGGAGAUAAUUAAAAUUACAGAGCAGCUGAUUGAGGCAAUAAACAAUGGAGAUUUUGAAGCUUACAUGAGGAUCUGUGAUCCUGGCCUAACUUCUUUUGAGCCAGAGGCACUUGGAAACCUGGUAGAGGGAAUGGACUUCCAUAAGUUCUACUUUGAGAAUUUGCUGAGUAAGAACAGUAAGCCUAUCCAUACAACCAUUCUGAACCCUCAUGUGCACCUGAUUGGAGAGGACGCAGCCUGCAUCGCUUAUAUCCGCCUGACGCAGUACAUCAACAGCCAGGGCCACCCACGCAGCUGUCAAUCAGAGGAGACGCGCGUGUGGCACCGGCGCGAUUCCAAGUGGCUCAAUAUCCACUUCCACUGCUCUGGAGCGCCCGCCGCACCUCUACAGUGAAGCACAUGGGGCAAAGCAUGUCUGAAUACUAAAGCUGAUUGGAGCAUUUCUUCUCCGUGCACGAAUUGCCGCCUGGAGCCCGGCCAGAAGAGAACCUCUUGAAGUUUUGAAAACAGAAGGGAAAAAAAUGGCACAACCAAGAAAUCUAUUUAAAAGCCAACUGUGGCCACCACUUCAGUCCAAACCUAGCUAGAUGAUGUGUGGUGGGCGGCCAUGGCAGCAGCCCUGCCUUCUGGAUGCUGCAUGCUUCUAAUGCCCACAUGGGGCGCUGUAUUGUCUUUAUCCAUAAUCCUGUAGUUUCUGCUGCCCAACAUUCGGAAAAGGUGUUUCAAGUAUUUCUAUAUAUUGUAAAAUAUUGAGAUCUGCACUUGUGUAAUUAACAACUGAUGGCAGUUAGGAUCAGAAAUGUGAAUUCUUAUAAAGAGCACAUGCCAUUUAGGGGUCAGUGAUGUAGGUUUUAAUAAGUUUAAGAAAACUCAACACUUUUAUUUUGUUUUUCUUUUUUUUAUGCAAAUAAUUUGAAUAUUAGAGGAACAGAAAAAAAAAGUUGGCCAGAAGUUACAGCACCAAAAUGUAGACAUCUUAGACUUUGAGAAGAGGCCGUUUUAAUGUUGCUUUUAUUUUUCUUGGAAAUGAAGAAUGGGGUUUUCUGGCAUUUUGUAGUGUUUUUGUGGAACUAUUGAUUUUUAUCUCCUGAAUGAUGAUGUAUUUGAAAGUAUUUUUCGUUUUCAAGAACAUUGUUUUUAAAGUGGGACAUGAUUUAAUAUAAUUGUGCAUAAAUAGAUACAGUAUAUAUAAAGAGAAAGGAAAAAAAAAAAACAGUCUGUCUUGUCAGGAUACAUGGAGGGGAUUUGUGCGAGCGUUUGCUUGAAUUUGUCCGUAAGUGUAAAUGUCUCUUUGGGACUCAAUAUGCUUGUUGCUCUGUUGUGUUUUGAGUAGGUCUUUACACAUAAACACAUGGACAUGUUUACAUAAGACCUAAACCUAAAGUUGCAGAACUUUCAUUUCCUUUAAUUAGUAUUCUGAGUCCAUCAUAUGACUGUUCUCCAGAAGGCACUAAACACUACACGCAAUGACCAGGCUCACAGCUUUCACUCAUGGAGAUACCCAGCUCACCCUUUAGGCUUCCAGCUACUGUGCAUAUCAAUUUGUAAACUAAAAGCAUGUCAAAAAAAGAAAGAAAAAAAGAAAUGAAAUGGCCUGUAUUGUUUUGCACACAAGCUUGUGACUCUAUGUUGUUCUCUUCACUUUGCAACUUCAGGUUAUGAAAUCCUUUCAUAGGGGUCCACGCUCUGUAAGGAGACCCAAACUACCCAAAAUCAGUCACAUUACCCCUCCUUGAGUGUCUGUACACUUGUCUCAAUUUGUUCUAGUGCUGUUUACAUUGUCUCAUGAUUUUUUUUAUCAAACAUUGUGACUUUAAAGAAAGUAAGUAUUGUUUGGUUAGACAGUGAUCACAUAACUCUCUGCAGACUGGAAAUGUAAUGAAAAGACAUGCUUAAUGCAUUUCCAGGGGUUUUCUUUUUUUAAGUGGUCCAUUUUGUGGCAGAAUCUGUUCUGAUGUUCUUCUGAGUGUUGAUAUUUUGUCAUGGAUUUGUUUUGAUCUUGUUUUAUUUUAUUAUUUCCAAUUUAACUUGUAAAUACUAAUGCAGAUUUUGGAUGAGGGAUAGAUUGAAAGCUUUGCAAAUCGAGCAGGAUCCCUCAACAUCUGAAUAUACACUUUCAGUACACUGGCACUUGAACACAACUCUCACAGACCGCUUUCAGAUCAACAAAGUAAACUCGCAUAGUUUUACAAAAAAAAAAAAAAAUUUAUAACGCUGGUUUGGGUGUGUCAAAGCACACGGACACAUUGAGCUCCCUUUAAAGCUUAUCUGUGUGACUGUCAUUCAUUGACUGUGUUAUUAUGUAGAAUCCUGUGUAUGAAUUAUGAUGCCUGUGGGGCCUUGCUUCAUCCCUUCCCUCUGUGCUAAGCCAUUGCUUGUGACAUGUUACCUUUUGAAGCUGGGCAAACAUUGCACCAAAUGACUCUGUAUGGUGAAAAAAAAAUGGGGGAAAAGAGUUCUCCUACCCUAAGGCAUCUUGUUAGUUAGUUCACUAGUUUACAGAUGAAACCGUCUGGCACUGUGAUGUCUGCCAUACCAUCAAACCAUGCUCUCUGUUGCUCCCUGUUGCAGUGUGCCUACACCAAUGUGAUAUUUGGAUUUGAGUAGCGUCACUAAUGACGACCAGCCCCAUUUUCUGGCCACUUCCUUGUCUAUGUUAAAGUGCAGUGUAGUUAUUUCAACUUAACUGAUCUUUUAAGAAAUCUUUUAAUGGUCAAGAGUGAAGGAGAUAUUUCCAGAUGCAGCAGAUUGUAGUUCUUGUUUUUCUUAUGGCUGUUAGAUGGACACAAGAGCCUUUGUAUUCUAACUGAAUAACUCCUUAAGGCUACUCUAACUACCAGACCAUAUAUGCAGUUCAAAAGGAGGAAAAUAUGCAUGUGUACAUUUCUGGUAAUGUUUUUCACUGUCUGUGUUUAACAAAAAUUUUAGUCUAUGUUUAUUAACUGCAUCUUCAAGGUAAAUGAAGUGUGGCUCUAAAACAUGGUUUCCUAUGCUAAAAUUAUUUGAUCUUUUUGUGAAGAAAAGGACAAAGAGAUUAUCAAAGCUUCCGCUUGGUAUAUUUCCCCAUUCUUGUCAAUUGUUUUGCAUUGUAACCAUAUAUGAUGGCAGUACAAAUUAUUAUACUCUGAGGUUUAAUUGGAUGCUGGAUUUUUUUUGCAUGACCAUACAGUUAAUAAAACUAUGAAUUUAAAUCUAUCAAGUGUUUGUUUGAAUGUUGUUAAACCAUCAUAGCUUUGUUAUUGAAACAUUUGAAAGUAUGUAAUAAAAGAACAUUUAAACAGCA
This is a messenger RNA of Myxocyprinus asiaticus (Chinese sucker), 4968 nucleotides long. Its product is annotated as calcium/calmodulin-dependent protein kinase type II subunit gamma-like. The transcript has 23 exons. Gene Ontology annotation, molecular function: ATP binding; calmodulin binding; calcium/calmodulin-dependent protein kinase activity. Bases 211 to 2079 code for a protein of 622 amino acids. The record is from RefSeq and is a predicted model, not a curated record. NCBI's taxonomy places the organism in Eukaryota, Metazoa, Chordata, Actinopteri, Cypriniformes, Catostomidae. Gene Ontology annotation, cellular component: cytoplasm; neuron projection. Gene Ontology annotation, biological process: protein phosphorylation.